AUGACACACAAGCGGUGUGAAGUCCUCCUGGGUAGUGGAAACUACUUCCACUGGGAGUAUAACAUGCGCAUGACGUUGGCGCGCAAGGGGCUGCUGGUGCACGUUCAAGUCAUCAAGAAAGAAGAAGAGAUGACGGAUGCCUGGCUGUUCAACGACGCUAAGGCACUGGGUAUCAUCGCUCAAGGCAUAGAGCUACAGCACCAGACCAAGAUACGAUCGGCGACGACAGCUAUGCACGCGUGGGUCAUCUUGCGGGACUUCUACAACCGCACCACACUCCACAAUCGUGUCGAGAUGACACGUCGUCUGCAUGAGUUCAAGAUGGAGAAUGGUUCGACCAUGUCGAAGCACUUGGAUGCUUUUGACGAGCUUGUUGUCGGCCUCCAGACACUUGGAGAGCCAGUCGAUGACUCUCGGCAGCUAGUGGUGCUGCUUAGUAGUCUUCCGACGGACUAUGAGCUCAUCUCGUCAAUUGUAGAGAAUUCCAAGGACAUUACGCUCAUCGAGGUCAAGGAAAAGCUGCUCAAGGAGCAUGAACGAUUGCAGAGGAAGGAGACUACGGAGAAGGCGUUUCCUGUAAGCAGCAACGGUAGACGGUUCAAGGGAGGCCAAGGUAACGGCCGCAAGGGAAACUAUCUACGGAAAACCAACACCGGAAUUAAAGGCAAGUGCUUUAAGUGUGGUCAAGUCGGACACUAUAAGCGGGACUGCCUGAAGCGUAGCAAUGGCGAGGAAGAAGGUGCUGUGUUUGCUGCUGGUGAGUUGCAAUGCGAAGAAUGGCUUAUCGACAGCGGGGCUACGUCGCACAUGACACCACAUCGGAGCGAUCUGUUUGAGUACAAGGAGUUGAAGACUGGUCAACAAGUCUCUAUUGCUGAUGGCAAGAAGCUGCAGGUAGCUGGAGUGGGAACAGUCAAGCUGAAAGGUCUAGACGGUCGACGGAUCAUGAUGGUCGAUGUCAUGCACAUACCAGGACUUGACAAACGAUUGCUGUCCGUUGGCAAACUGGCAGGACGAGGCAUGAGGGUGGAGUUUCAAAGCUCGUCCUGCAUCAUUUGGAGUGCCAAGCGCGCGAUUGCAAGCGGCAAGAAGAUUGGCAAGGCGUACUUCCUGGAUUGCGAACAAGAAGAAGCCCGGCUUGUAGAAUACGCAGGGGCUGAAAGUGAGUGGGAGCUUUGGCACGCUCGCUUGGGACACCCCGGAAGAUCUGGUAUGGACAAGACACAGCGCGCUACGAGUGGUAUGCCGGCGGUAAAGCAGGGCAUCGAGAAGCUGUGCAGUGGAUGCAUGAAGGGCAAGCUGACGAUCGAUACAUUCCCGUCUCAAUCGCUAACAAGGACGUCACGUGUGUUGGAACUAGUACACACGGACGUGAUGGGACCGAUGAAGACGGUCUCAAAGGGUGGUGGACGAUUCGUAUUGACAUUCGUAGACGACUACUCAAGAUUUGUGGCAGCGUACUUCAUGAAGCACAAGAGCGAGGUGGCCGCAAGGCUUAGCGAGUUCAAGGCUUUCUAUGAGAAUCAAUGGGGCAAGCACUUGAAGUGUAUACGGUCGGAUAACGGGACGGAGUUUGUCAACAAGAAGAUUGCCCAUAUAUGCGCCCGUAAUGGUAUCAUGCACCAGCGGACAGUACCAUAUAGUCCGCAACAGAACGGCGUUGCGGAACGCAUGAAUCGCACUAUCAUGGAGAAGGCAAGGAGCAUGCUGUACUACAAGGGUAUCGACAUGCAGUGGUGGGCAGAGGCGGUCAGUACGGCUGUGUACUUGAUCAACAGAUCCACAAACUCUGCAAAUUCGGACGUAACACCGUUCGAGGUUGGUUUCAAGAUGAAGCCGAGUACUGAGCAUUUGCGUGUGUUUGGAUCGCAAGGGUAUGCUCACAUUGACGACGCCAAGAGGACGAAGCUCGAACCAAAGAGUUACCGGUGUAUGUUCCUCGGAUAUGCGGAGAACACCAAGGGAUACAGGGUGUUCAAUCUGGAAAGGUCGAAGGUUGUCAUAUCGCGCUCCGUAAAGCUGGACGAGCGGGAAGUUGAAGGCAUAUACGACACGGUAGUACCAGAUAAAGUACCAGUCGUCAAGUAUAUUAGGGACACUGAUGAAGCAGUGAUUCCGGUGGUUCGUCCGUAUGAUGGAGACGAGACGAUGGAAGAUGUCGAAGAAAGCGCUCCUGAUGUCGAGAUGGACGAGAUAGAAUCGGCUCCAUUCGAAACAGGUAUCAUCAUACCUCAAGUACUCGAUCCAGAAACUCAAGAACCAAGAGGCGAUGAGAUAACGGGAUAUCAAGCUCCGAGACAAGCUUUUCAGGAGGACAGGUUGGUAUUUCAGCCGGAGAUAAAUCGGACAAGACGCUCACGAGACAGAAUGCUGCUGCUUGAGAAUGGGAAUAGCAGUGAAGACACGUCAGAAGGUAGCGAUGGACCACCUUCUCCAAAGCGUGCAAGAAUUGCUGACGAAGGUCUCAUUGCAGAGGCUGUAUUAACCUAUGCUGCAAGCGUUGGCGAGGCGGACGACGCUCCAUCAACAUACAGCCAAGCGUUAAAAGGCGAAGACAACAGCAAGUGGAUUCAAGCGAUGCAAGCGGAGCUCAAGGCGCACGCCGAUAACGGGUCCUGGACACUGGUACCAAAACGGCAAGACAUUCGACCAAUCGGGUGCAGAUGGAUAUUCGCUAAGAAGCGAAACGAACACGGACAAGUGGUGCGCUACAAAGCUCGACUCGUCGCAAAGGGGUUCAAGCAGAAAUUCGGUGUCGACUUCUUCGAGACGUACUCUCCCGUGGCAAACAUGAACUCGAUCAGGGUUGUGCUAGCUGUGGUGGUGACAAAGGGAUACGUCACUGAGCAGCUGGACGUAGACACGGCGUUCUUGAACAGUGAUCUCAAGGAAGAGGUGUACAUGGAAGUGCCAAAUGGCAUAGCUAAUGCGGAGAAGAUGAUGUGCAAGUUGGACAAGGCAAUCUACGGUCUCAAGCAGGCUGCAAGUGCGUGGAACAAGACAAUCCAUGCUGUAUUCUUACAGAUCGGAUUUCGUAGCAGCGGAGCAGAUCAGUGCAUCUACGUCAAGCAUCAAGAUGACAACUAUGUCUAUGUUUGUCUCUACGUCGACGACAUGAUCAUCGCCGCCAAGACCAGCAGGGAGACUCAAGAGGUCAAGACAGCACUCAAGAGCUCAUUUCGUAUGAAGGAGCUAGGCAAGGCUAAACUUAUUCUUGGCGUGGAGAUUGAUCAUGACCACAACUGCAGUAAGCUGAUGAUUCGACAGACUCGAUACAUCGAUGAUGUGGCCAGCCGUUUUAAUCAAGAGGACGCAAAGGCAGUGGUCAACCCAUGCGAGUCCGGCCUGAAGCUGUCAAAGAAGCAAUCCCCAACGACGGAUGUCGAUAGAGCAGAAAUGCAGUCAAAGCCGUACAGGUCGCUGAUCGGAUGUUUGCUAUACAUCACGACAUGUACGCGCCCAGAUGUGAUGUAUGUCAUCACGCAGUUAUCAAGGUUUUUGGAGAAUCCAGGUCAGCAACAUUGGAAGGCAGCCAUUCGUGUUCUUCGGUAUCUCAAGACGACAAGAGACUACGGGAUAAUCUACGACGGCAGCGCUAGCGAAGUAACAGCUACAGCGUAUACGGACGCGGACUGGGGUAGCAACAUCGAUGAUCGACGCUCCGUGUCAGGGAUAAUGGUGAUCAUCGGUGGCGCACCAGCCAUAUACAAGUCCAAGUAUCAACGCACGGUGGCUCUAAGCUCUGCUGAGGCAGAGUACAUGGCUUUAAGCCUGUGUACACAGGAAGUGUUAUGGGUUCGUGCGCUGCUUAAGGAUCUAGGUCACGAGCAAGUGGGAGCAACGUGGGUCUGGGAAGACAAUCAAGGAGCAAUUGGGCUUGCCAGCAAUGCCGGCUACAAUGCCAGAACCAAGCACGUUGACAUUCGUCACCACUUCAUCCGGGAGAAUGUGGCCCACGAUAUCAUCGUGGUCAAGUACAUCUCCACCAUGGACCAGUUGGCCGACAUGCUAACGAAGGCUCUGGGGACCAAGCGACUGAACUAUUUGAUACAAGCAAGCUGCAUUGGACCCAAGGGCAUUUAG
Peronospora matthiolae is the source of this 4083-nucleotide messenger RNA. The record is from the annotation of a GenBank genome assembly. NCBI's taxonomy places the organism in Eukaryota, Oomycota, Peronosporomycetes, Peronosporales, Peronosporaceae.